AUGCGAUUCACUAGCUGCCUCUCUCUCCUCGCGCUCGUGUCUGCCGUCGUAGCGGGUGGCUCCUACCCGUCCUCAACACCCGGCCAUGGGUGGCUUUGCCCAGACCACGAUGGCCACGGCAAUUGGAAAGCCGGCUGGGGAUGUGAUGCCCCGCCUUACAAGGGACCUCACUUUGGCUGCACAUUCCGCACGGGCUCGACGGGGUGGUAUUCGUGCUCGUUCGAUGCCAACUCUGGAAAAUGUGCUGAUGGCCAAGACUCGAGGUGCCCGUCGUCUGCCUCGUACUCGGGCAGGAAGAAGAGGGACCCGGAGGCUGCACCAGCGCCCGUUCCUGUCUUUCGUGGAUCGAGCGAGGCUGCCCGUCUUGUUUAA
This is a messenger RNA of Desarmillaria tabescens, 372 nucleotides long. RefSeq lists its product as uncharacterized. Lineage: Eukaryota; Fungi; Basidiomycota; Agaricomycetes; Agaricales; Physalacriaceae. The transcript has 4 exons. The record is from RefSeq and is a predicted model, not a curated record. Bases 1 to 372 code for a protein of 123 amino acids.